Messenger RNA from Saccharomyces eubayanus, 1140 nucleotides. RefSeq names its product Aif1p (gene AIF1). The record is from RefSeq and is a predicted model, not a curated record. Lineage: Eukaryota; Fungi; Ascomycota; Saccharomycetes; Saccharomycetales; Saccharomycetaceae. Gene Ontology annotation, cellular component: cytoplasm. Gene Ontology annotation, molecular function: electron-transferring-flavoprotein dehydrogenase activity; flavin adenine dinucleotide binding. The transcript has a single exon. The coding region runs from base 1 to 1140 and encodes 379 amino acids.
AUGACUACUGAUACGAAGACCAUAAUUGUUGUUGGUGCUGGAGUAUUUGGUGUGUCAGCAGCAAACCACUUAUAUAGGGAGUUGGAUGCUACAACGUACAAAAUAAAGCUUAUCACCGCCUCCGAUUAUGUAUAUUUUUUACCUUCCGCUGUGCGUUUAAUGAUAUCUAAAGAAUAUUCUAGUUCAAUCCUGCCGCUAAAAAAAGUCCUUGACGAUGGAGUUCAGGUAGUAAAGGAUAAGGUUGCUAGCUUUAACCCCAAAGACUUGGUUUUGGAGUCAGGAGAGGUAGAAAAAUUCGAUGUGUUGAUCCUUGCAACAGGCUCAAAAUGGCCUGAUCCAAUUAGUUCAACAUGUGAGUUCGGAGAUAAUUAUAAAACGCAUUUUGAAAAAGAAGCCUCUCGAAUUGCAGAUGCUAAUCACAUACUUUUCAUCGGGGGUGGCUUUGUUAAUUGCGAAAUAGUUGGUGAAUUGAUAUUUAAAUAUGAAGAUGAGAUCAGAUCUGGUAAAAAAAGCAUUUCCAUCAUUCACAAUUCUGAUAAGUUGUUGCCGAAUUCAGGCCUAUACGGCGAUACUUUAAGGGAAAAGGUAACGAAUUAUCUUGCUGACCACGGUAUCAAGCUUUACUUGAACACAGUAGGGAGUUUCUCCAGUACCACACCGAACCGUAUUGUUUUUGGCGAGAGCGCAUUGGAGCAUGUGGAUGCAGAUUUGAUUUAUAAAGGUGUUGGAAUCUCACCAAACGUUCCAUUAAAUUCUAUUUCAAACCUUUGCGAUAAUAAAGGCUUUAUUCAAGUCAAAAGAAAUUUCCAGGUUAAAGCCAUUGAAGAAGGAAAUAUUUUUGCAAUUGGAGAUGUUACAAACUUCAGGUACCAUGGGCUAUUCAAAAGGGACAAUUGGAUUGACGUUUUGACACGUAACGUUAUGGGCUUUCUGAAUGAGGGUUCGAAAGCCAACCUUAUCAAUGCAAGUUCGUAUGAAUCAGGACACGCUCCAUCUGGUGUUUCACUCGGCCCGAAUGUGGGGUUCGGGCAACUACCAGUUCCUUUACUUGGAACCUUUAAUUUGCCAUCGUUUUUGGUUGCUAGGGCAAAAUCAAAGAAUCUCCUGAGUGAUAAAAUGGAAUCUUUAUUUAAAAAUUAG